This is a messenger RNA of Ictalurus punctatus (channel catfish), 4244 nucleotides long. RefSeq names its product zinc finger protein 239. Gene Ontology annotation, molecular function: RNA polymerase II cis-regulatory region sequence-specific DNA binding; DNA-binding transcription factor activity. The coding region runs from base 69 to 1220 and encodes 383 amino acids. Lineage: Eukaryota; Metazoa; Chordata; Actinopteri; Siluriformes; Ictaluridae. Gene Ontology annotation, biological process: regulation of transcription by RNA polymerase II. The record is from RefSeq and is a predicted model, not a curated record. The transcript is spliced from 3 exons.
GCGCUGUCUUAGUAAACACAACAGAGUUCCGGUGAAUAUCAAAUUUCUGCCUCUUCGCCUGGUAACCGAUGAAUUUCGUCGAUAACUUAAACAAAUGGACGAGUAGGGUGGAUAUGGACUACGGGAACAAACUGAACCAGGCUCUCUCCUCUAGCACUAAAUUUCUGCCCACAGCAGGACUGCGCGGUGCUGGGCCGUUUCAGCACUACGGCCGGCCCUUGGGCCACGGCGUGAAAGUCAAAGAGGAAGACGAGAGUGUGGAGGAUUUCUUCCAUUUCGCUCAGCAUCUUCAGCAGCAAACAGGCGAGUGUCUCACAGCGUGCUGCGGUGGAGCAAAUCCCAAAUCUCUCCCUCUCACUACCACUCUAAGUACCUCACUUACUGCCUCUCUCACGUCCCCUCUGAAUACCCCUCUCAGUAGCCCCCCACCCAAACCAAGCAGCCAUCCUUCAGCCGAGCGGCCAUACCACUGUCAGGACUGCGGCAAGUAUUUCAGAAUCAGCGACAUUAAGCGCCACCAGCGGAUCCACAGCGGAGAGAGGCCAUUCCCUUGCUUCCAGUGUGGUAAGAACUUCCCCACAUCAGGCGAUCUCAAAAGGCACGAGAGGAUCCACACAGGUGAGCGGCCGUACCACUGCCUGCAGUGCGGCAAGAAUUUCUCUGACUCGGGUCACCUCAAGCAGCACGAGAGGAUGCACACGGGUGAGCGGCCGUAUCAAUGCCCGCAGUGCGCCAAGCGCUUCUACAGGUCGGGUGACCUCAAACGGCAUCUCCGCAUCCACAGCGGCGAGCGGCCUUACAAGUGCCCGCAGUGUGAAAAGACCUUCUCCGAUUCUGGUCACUUGCGGGGCCACCAGCGCAUCCACACAGGAGAGCGGCCUCACCGCUGUACGCUGUGCGAGAAGAGCUUCUUCAGAUCGGGAGACCUGAAGCGUCACCACCGGACACACACUGGUGAGAGGCCAUACCAGUGCUACCAGUGCGGGAAGAGCUUCUCCGAAUCGGGUCACCUGAAAGAGCACCGGCGGAUUCACACCGGAGAAAAACCCUACCACUGCAACCAGUGCGACAAGAGUUUCUCGCGCCUGGAGCGACUGAAGGGCCACCAGAGCAUCCACACGGGCGAGAGGCCCUUUCACUGUGCUCAGUGCGGCAAGAACUUCUUCAGAUCCGGUGAGCUCAAGAGGCACCAGAGGAUUCAUAACGGAGAGAGAGCAUGAAAUCGCUUAUUAAAGCGUUAGGGCCAGGUUUUGAGGUCUCUGUUUUUUUCUUUUCAGGGUAUUUUUAUUUUAUUUUUGCUUUCCUAUUCAUAGCCAACCUGACUGCUGAUCUCAUGUUGCAGAAUGGUUUCUGCUGUGUGAAACGAAUAAUUCCAGAGGGGCUGUGUUAGUCAAAGGGUAGAGAAAGGAUAGUACGUACAAUUUGGCUUUUGAGGAGGAGGAGGAGGAGGUUCGGCUAACUGAUUUGAGUUUUUAUGCCCAGAUGAUAGCAGAGAGGACAUUUACCUGGCCCGUGACAUUCCCUCUUAAAUAAAAUUCAAGCAUUAGGGUCUCCUUCUAGGAUGUUGAUUCUAUUUUUAACCAAACAUAUAAAAUACUUCAGAUCCUCCCUGCAUGUUAAAGGUUCCUCGGAUGGCUUACGCAGCGAUCCUGACCCAUUCCAGAUUUUUUUUUUUUUUUUUUUUUUUUUUAAAUCACUACCUCCACAUAUUGUUAUUUGCAGUUAAGUUCUGACUGGGAAUGGCCUGUUGGAAUGUUCACUGUUACAAUCUGCUUUAAGUUUAAAGGAAUGAAUCGGCAAAAAAUAUAUUUGCACAUUGAUUCCCCUUACCCCAAAUGUCACCUGGUGUUGGCUUCUUUAGUUUCACACUGGACUGUAAUGUAGCUAAAGGCUGAUUUAUACUUGAUGUUAACAGCGCGUACGUGCAUGCAAGAUGGCCAUUGUGCAUAUCCUGCGGUCAUUUGGUCUCAUCGUGUGUGCAUGUCUUCGGAUGCAUUCGUGUGGUGCAAUACCAACAUUAACAGUCGAGGCAGCAUAACACCAUAUACCACCUGAAAGGUCUGUUUUUGAAUACCGUUUUCUGGAUUUUCUAGACUAGCAAAUACUUUUCAAUGUACGGUGAGGGUUUUUGAGUUGAGACGCAGCUCAUGACGACAGUAACGCCCAUGGCAGGAAGUUCCGUGCAUCAUUAAAUAAUACGGUUCGACUUGGAAACCAAGUGGACCGGGAUGUUUUGGCUGUGACGUGUCCUCUAUCGGACACCGCUUUUAACUCUCCAGAUGUACAUGAGAUACGCAAGUGUGUGUGUGUGUGUGUGUGUGUGAACAAUGGUGCUAGUGUACAAAGCUGCACGUAUGCAUGGGGAAAGUGAAGUGUAAGUGUGUGUGUGUGUGUGUGUGUGUAUUAUUUUAUAUAUAUAUAUAUAUAUAUAUAUAUAUAUAUAUAUAUAUAUAUAUAUAUAUAUAUAAUCUCACACACAGACAUAUAUGCGCCUUACCGAGUAUUUGAAAUUUUUCCUGCUCUUUUACAACAUUUUGGUUUCCUCCCACCACACAGAAACAUACCAGCAUCCCUAAAUUGCCCCCAGGUGUGAAUGUGUGUGUGCGCGCGCAUGAUGCCCUACGACGGACUGGUGUCUCAUCCAGGGUGUAUUCCUGCCUCACGUCCAGGAUAGGCUCCGGAUCCACAAUGGCCCUGACCAGGAUAAAGUGGUUAUUAAAGAGGAAUGACUGAUCAGUUAAUUUAUUAUGUAUUCUACUGCUUUAUUUGGAGUAAGUACAUGUAAAAAAAAAAAAAAAAAACAAUAAAAAAUUUAGGCCUAAAUAUAUGGGAAAAGAUUUUGAGCGAGACUUCUAUUUCUUGUGAACAUUACUUCUAUAAGAAAACUAAAGAAGCGUAUCAGACAAUGAAUACGCCUUGUCUAACAGACUACAUUUGGAGUAAUGGUGGGAAAACGUGUGAAGUAGAUUUUUUUUUUUUCUUCUUCUUUCUUUUCGCUCCUGAGCUAUUCAUUUAACUAACAAUAAUAUUUUUUUUUCCCUGCCACACCAAUGGAUCUCCAUGUUUCCAACUCCGUUACAAAGUAUGUAUUGUACAGUACAAUAUUUGUAUAUUGUAGCAAGUUAUAACGUCAAGUGAAAGAUCCUGUAGAACUGUAUAUUAAAAAGAUGUGUAUGCUUACAUUCUUUGUAUUUGCAAUAUUUUUUUAUUUUUGCUCUAUUUUUUACAAGUGUGUGUGCUGUAUGCAUUUGUUUCGGUGCAGAGACGGUCAACUCAUCAUGUGAUUUGAACACGCACAUGACCCUAACAAUGGACUACAGAGUUUUUGCAACUUGUCUUAUCUAUCUCCUUUCUCCACCCCCAUCCCCCCUCCCCCCGUCUUUGUUGUAUCACUGUAUGUAACAGCACAUAACGAACUUGUGAUUGCUUCAUGCCACUGUCGUGGCACUGUAAAAUGCUACUGUACUCAUCAUGUAAAGAACACAUUUGGGGAGGGGGGGGGACUCUGUUAACCAUGACGCUCUUUGAGUUGCCAGUGUAUUAGUUAUUAGAUUGGUAUAUGUAAUAAACCGGCAACUCUGAGUGUAUACUGUUUGUACACUCAGUUGCUAACUGUGUAGGUGUACUAGUCUAGUAACAAAUUCACUGGCAACUCGGUGUAAGUUGUCACCACUAUGUCGGAAAUAGUAUGUACCAGGUUAGAGUGUAAGACGUCUGUUGUGGAAACACAGUUUAUGAUUCAGUUACUUAGGAUCUGCACUUUUAGGUAAUGUAUUAAUCUAAUCUUUUACAAAGCAUAUGAAUUAGAUUUAGUGUCUUAACUACAUUUAUUUUUAUUUUGUUAAAACCAUGAUGUUUUCCAUACUGGUCUUUUUUUUCCUUUUUCUUUUUUUUAAAACCAUAUGUAUCUAUUUAACCAUUUAUGGGUGUGUGUAGUUUAAUAGGCUUUGAUUCAAUCAGAAUUAUGACCUUUUUAAUUGCUUCAACAAAAAAAAAAAACAUUUCUCAUGAUUACUAAUAAACUGAAAUGCCCAGUAUUUCUAGAAAGACCAAACAUAGAACAUGUAGUAUAACAUGUACUACAAUGGUGGUAUUUAAUGUCUUUCUGAUUGAAUCCAGGCUGUAGAGUAGGUGUGGGAUUUUCAAACCCUGGGAUGCCUUUUCCUUUGCCUGUGCAUGAGUGUUUUUAUUUGUAUGUUAAUGUAAUUAUCCUUUAUUUGCACAAAAUAAAUACAUAAUCUCUA